AUAACUGAAUGAAAGGUCAACACUUCUUUUCAAAAUCGUGUACUAUAUAUCCUAUAUAUCUCUAAAGGAUUAUUUCGCUACAAAAACUCUAGAUUUUGUGAUGCAUACGUUGAAAUAAACAUUUUGAAAACACCCGAAUUUGAAUAUUUUCUGAACAAUUUUUUUAUUAUAGAAAAGAAAACACACAUAAGCAAAUAAGGAUGACAUAUUAAGCCAAGAAAAUAAAAAAAAAUAUAUCAUAUGGUAUCAUAGCCCUACCUUGAUAUCAUAGUACCAUGGUUACUUGUUAUUUUUUGAAAACAAUAAAUUUGUUUAUCCAAAUAAGAAUUUGUGACAGGAAGAACUGCUUGGAAAAUCCUAAUUGAACGGUCGCAAAAAUGUCUUUGAGUCUGGAAGAAAUUUGCAUCAAAUUGCAAUCCAACGAGAGAAGGGUGAAAUUGGGAGCUCUGGAAGAUUUGCAAAUGAAAUGCCGAAAUCGCCAGGAAUUCAGUGAUGACAAUAUCAUGGAAAUUUAUGAUGAGUGUUAUCUGCACUUGCUGAAAUGUUACAGCGACAAAUACGAAAGUGUCCGGGACCAAUCAGUGGAAACUGUUAACGAGUUUAUGGAACGAUUACCGCCAAAUGACUUCCACUUGCUUAACAUUGUAUCGAGUUUGGCCGAACGUUUGGGGCAACAGGAAACGGUGGAAGAAAGUGAAGAAAUUCGCCUGAGUUUUGUAAAACAAUUGAACAAACAGGUCGAGCGAUAUAUUCAGACGGGCAACAAAUGUUCCAUUCAAGGUUGUGUGGAUGAUAUCGUUAGAAUUUUAAUAAAAGUUCUCAAAGAUCCCUAUCCCGCUGUUCAGAGGGAGGCAUGCCGAUGUGUGACACUGCUUGCGUCUUCGAUUGAUAGUCAUUAUUUUCGAAAUCACUCUGAGUCACUAGCAAAAGCACUUUAUGGAAUGUUAAAUCACAAACAUUCUCAGGCUCGUAUAGCUGCCGUGAAUGCUUUGGGCUAUGUAGCUUUGCACAUUGAUGCUGGCGAAGCCUUGUCGCGAUUGUUAAUGGAAGUUUCUCCAUUGCUUAUGGACUCAAUGCCCUUAGUUCGGCGCGAAUGUGGUGAACUGGGAAUCAGGCUUUUGCUAGAGCUGCGGGAUCGGUACUCAUAUUUCGAGAGGCUAAUACCUUUGGUGCUCUGCUGCCUUAAAGACGAAUCGCCUGAAGUACGUGAAUACAUAUUGCCUCUAUGGGUAAAGUGUGGAAAACAGUACUACGAUGAAAAUGAAGCAGAAUUAAGUAAGCAAGAAAUCGCCGAUUUACCCCCAGCCAACUAUCCGGUGGAUAUAAAACGUCCGACUAUUGGUUGCCGUGCUAUUGUUCAAAGGUCCUUGCGUCUGCUAAAUUUGAUAACUCGAGAAUCAUCUGAUUGGAAAGAAAAUGUUCGCCUACAUUCGCUUAAAUUAUUAUAUCAAUUUGUAUUGCAUGCCGAAGCUGCAAUGACUGCGAAAUUUUUUGAAAUUUAUCCAGAUGUAGCAAGAGCGUGCCGCGAUAAUGAACAUAUUGUGGCGCAGGAAGCCUGCAAUCUUGCCGACUUGAUGGGUCGUCUGUUGAACUAUGAUGACUGGUGUGAACAUGGAUUUGAUGGCUUAGUAAAAAAUGCCAAAGAGGGUUAUUUAAAAUGUUUUUACUACAUGUACAAAUCCGCUUUGAAAAUUAAAUUUGACGACCAUGUCCGAUUAAUGGAUUUACUGGUUAAGCCAGAUUUUUCCCAAACACUGAAGAGCGGAUUUCAAAUGUAUAUUUUGUUGAUGAAUGAAACAGUUUUAGAUAAGACCGAAAAUGAAGCAAUUUAUUCUGCUGAUUGUUCCUCGGAUUUAUGUGAGAAGUUGGACAGUUUGCACAGGAACUGUUAUACAUCCACAAUAAAGGUAAUGGCACUAUCAUUGGAAUCAGAACAAAGUAAUGGCGAGGAGCUGCAAACUAAAGGCAAUACUAUUUUGGAAGCUAUUGCCAAACGAUAUAACUUCACAGUGGAUGAUUUACAUGAAAAAUAUUUCGCAAAUGCCUUGAAGUAUGUUGACAGUAUAGAUGCUCAUUUGGAUGCCUUGAGUGAGCCCAUCUUGCUGCUAUAUGGUCUAAUUAAAUUGGGUCAAUUUCGUGAGCCAUACAUUCACAUAAUAACAGAAAAAAUGAAAACAGUUUUCGAACAUUGUGCUGAUGAAUCAAAGGUUAAAGUAUUUACUGCCGUUUCCAUAGCAAUGCUAGACUGGCAUAAGACGCUCCGAAAACCAUUGAAUCGUAGUUCUGAACUAUUGCAGGAGUUUGUUAAAGAAGUUAUUGAAGCGCAUUUGAUAUGGAAGGCGGGAGCUAAUGCAGAGGCAAUGCGGUCUUUGGCUACCGCUACUCUUUGUGCCAUAUCACAGGGGGCAGCUGAAGAAGCACGUUUGGUUCUGCCUGGCUUAGCAAAAUAUAUGCCCAGUCUGUUAGAGGAUCAGUCAGUGUCAACGCGUCACUAUGCCAUCAAAUGUCUGUGUAAUUUCGGUUCGAUACCAUUGGAGGAUAUGAAACCUAUAGCAUAUGGAUGUUUGCAACGCUUAGAUGAUGCCUCUGCUGGUAUAAGAAUAUUAGCUGUUUCUGUUAUUCCAAAAUUGGAGCCUGUAGUGGAGGCGAAGGACGAAAUAACUGAAAGUACAAAUGCUUCUAGAACUGCUAUUAAUCACGAUGUGUGGUUAACAUUUGUGAAGCAGAGUAUGGAUAUGUUGUUUCUACACUAUGAUAAUCCAGAAAAACGUUUACAGGCCACAAUAAAAGAAACCAUUUUGGAGAUGUCGAAGCGCUAUCCGGAAAUAGCCAAGGACAGUUAUGAGCGAACAAUGAAUUUAACUUACAACAACUUUAAUUUAAAAGCGCUUGAGAAGGAACUACCCUUCAUUGAAUGAAUUGCAAAUUAUUACACAUAUCGUCAAAUGUAUUUUAAUUCUUGAAUACUCUUAGCAUUUAUUUUUAAUAAAACACACAAUUUUAACAAUAAA
Musca domestica (house fly) is the source of this 3011-nucleotide messenger RNA. RefSeq names its product dynein axonemal assembly factor 5. Gene Ontology annotation, cellular component: cytoplasm. Lineage: Eukaryota; Metazoa; Arthropoda; Insecta; Diptera; Muscidae. The record is from RefSeq and is a predicted model, not a curated record. The transcript is spliced from 4 exons. Gene Ontology annotation, biological process: cilium movement; inner dynein arm assembly; outer dynein arm assembly. The coding region runs from base 378 to 2918 and encodes 846 amino acids. Gene Ontology annotation, molecular function: dynein intermediate chain binding.